CUCCACACUACCGAAACUGCUUACCGUUGUUUGUCUUUGCCUCGGGGAUGAUUCAUUGACCCCAGACGUCCCCUUCUGCAUAAAUAUCAUGCCCUAAGAGCCUUUGGUGUUCAUGGUUUUCGAAUCCUGAAGUCAACUUGAGUGUUCAUUAUAUACAUACCUCCUUUUAUCCCUGAUUGUGAUCGACAUUGUACUCUUGGCCCGUACUGUCGGAGCCUUUUCCAUACCUUUUGACACCUCCUAUACCUUAUACUCUCCGCAUCAUGCUUGUCACUCUCGAGAACGUCCCGUUCAUCCUCCUAGCCCUGCUUGGCGCCUAUUACUUGGUGCCGUACCUCCAGCGGUCGCACUUGCGGGACAUCCCUGCUCCUAGCUUUGCUGCCUUCACCAACUUUUGGUUGCUGCUGCAGGCCCGUCAAGGCCACAAGUUCCAGCGAGUCGACGACCUCCACAAGAAGCACGGCAAGCUCGUGCGUAUUUCGCCCACGCAGGUUUCCAUUGCCGAUGACCAGGCAAUCCAGAGCAUCUAUGGACACGGUAACGGCUUCUUGAAGGCUGACUUCUACGAUGCCUUCGUUUCUAUCCGCCGUGGUUUGUUCAACACCCGUGACCGUGCCGAGCAUACCCGCAAGCGCAAGACUGUCUCCCACACCUUCAGUGCCAAGUCCAUUGGCCAAUUUGAGCAAUACAUCCAUGGCAACAUUGAGGAGUUUGUCAAGCAGUGGCAAAAGCUCUCUGACCUUCAGGGAAACCCCAAGACUGGCUAUGCUAGCCUUGACGCCCUGAACUGGUUCAACUUCCUGGCCUUUGAUAUCAUCGGUGACCUGGCUUUCGGUGCUCCUUUUGGCAUGCUCGAGAAGGGUCAGGAUAUUGCCGAGAUGCGCAUGCACCCCAAAGACCCUCCCAAGUAUGUCGCCGCUGUCGAGGUUCUGAACCGCCGUGGUGAAGUCUCUGCUACCCUGGGUUGCAUGCCUUCCCUCAUCCCCUUCGCCAAGUACAUCCCCGACAAGUUCUUCAGCGAGGGUUUGCAGGCUGUUGAGAACCUUGCCGGUAUCGCCAUCGCCCGUGUCAACGAACGUACCAAGCCCGAAGUCAUUGCCAACAACACCCGUGUCGAUCUGCUCGCCCGCCUGAUGGAAGGCAAGGACGGAAAUGGUAACAACCUUGGUGGCCCUGAGUUGACCGCCGAGGCUCUCACCCAACUGAUUGCUGGCUCCGAUACUACCUCCAACACCGCCUGUGCAAUCCUGUACUGGUGUAUGAGUACCCCCGGUGUUAUCCCCAAGCUGCACAAGGUCCUCGACGAGGGUAUCCCCAAAGACAUGGAGGUUCCCACCCACGCUAUGGUCAAGGAUCUUCCCUAUCUCCAAUGGGUCAUCUGGGAAACCAUGCGUAUCCACAGCACCUCCGCCAUGGGUCUUCCCCGUGAAAUUCCCCGUGGCGCCCCCCUAUCGUCAUCGCUGGACACACCUUCAAGGCCGGCGACGUCCUCUCAGUGCCCAGCUACACCAUCCACCGCUCAAAGGAGAUCUGGGGACCUGACGCCGAGCAGUUCGUCCCCGAGCGCUGGAGCCCCGAGCGCCUCACCCCCCGCCAAAAGGCCGCCUUCAUCCCCUUUAGCCACGGACCCCGCGCAUGUGUCGGUCGCAAUGUCGCUGAGAUGGAACUCCUCGUCAUAGUCGCGACUGUCUUCCGCCUCUUCGAAUUCGAGAUGCAGCAGGACGGACCCAUGGAAACCCGCGAAGGUUUCCUGCGCAAGCCUCUUGGUCUUCAAGUUGGUAUGCGCCGCCGCAGAAUCGCUGUUUAAACUCUUACCUUCUCUUGGGAGAGUUAGCAUGCAUUAAAAAAAGGAUUGGACCUAGGGUGGAAUUGGAUCUUGGAUGAUCCGAACGAAUAUGGGUAUGAAUCUGGACAUGCUGGUAUCAUUCUAUGUCACGAUUCGAUGAAUCGGUUUGUGGUAUGGCGUUUAUCCUUCGAGUAGACGGUUAUAUGCACUGCCGCUGAUGAA
Penicillium canescens is the source of this 2008-nucleotide messenger RNA. RefSeq lists its product as uncharacterized. The record is from RefSeq and is a predicted model, not a curated record. The transcript is spliced from 3 exons. The coding region runs from base 264 to 1679 and encodes 471 amino acids. Gene Ontology annotation, molecular function: oxidoreductase activity, acting on paired donors, with incorporation or reduction of molecular oxygen; heme binding; monooxygenase activity. Lineage: Eukaryota; Fungi; Ascomycota; Eurotiomycetes; Eurotiales; Aspergillaceae.